AUGCGUUACUCUACGCUCGUAUCUGCCAUCCUUUUCGCGGCGACAGCAGCUCCCGCACUCGCUCUUCCCUUCGCAGUUCGCUCGGGUGGGGAUGCCUCCAUUGCUGAGCGCGGCUACUACGAUGACCUCGUCUCUCGGGCCCCUCCCAAGCCGCAACCCGCGAGGGUGUCUCAGUUGAAGAAGGAGGACCAGCAGAUAAGGACGGGGGCGGGUGAGGGCAACGCUCUUCGUCCGGGCCAGUCCGCGGGCAGGGGAACUCAGCACUCCGGCGGGCAUGGGCCUCAUGCGUCUCGACCACAACGCCCCCGGAGCGACGACUACGAUCUAGUCGAGCGUGACCUGGAGGCACGCAACGAGCCGUGGGCGCCCCGGAGCGACUAUGAGUGGUUUGCGCGGGGGUACGACCUCGACGGCGAGCUGUUCGAGCGCGACUUCGAGGCAGACGAGCUGUUUGAGCGCGGCUUCGAUGCUGUUGAGCUUGAUUGA
Fomitopsis serialis is the source of this 486-nucleotide messenger RNA. RefSeq lists its product as uncharacterized. The transcript is spliced from 2 exons. The coding region runs from base 1 to 486 and encodes 161 amino acids. NCBI's taxonomy places the organism in Eukaryota, Fungi, Basidiomycota, Agaricomycetes, Polyporales, Fomitopsidaceae. The record is from RefSeq and is a predicted model, not a curated record.